AUCUCUGGGACUGUUAUGGGUGGGAGCAAGAACAAAGCGCCCCAGUGCAGGGCGAGACCUGGGAGGCCAGCCUCAGGGGAGCAGGAGUCCGGAUCGGCUAGUGCUGAUAGCGCACUUAGCCAGGACCACCGACCUGGCCGUGGCAAAGCCCUGCGGGCGAGACCCUCCAAGGAGCCCGACACCGCGGGGGACAAGAGACUCGCUAGUGGCCACAGGAAGCCGGCCACAGACGGGAACGGUGGCUGCAGAAAGCCAGGUGCUGAGCCGCCACCGGAGGCACAGGAGAGGCAAGGCAGCACGCGGCAUAGGGGAUCCGGGCCCUUGGAGAGUCACCGACCAGGGGACAGCCGUGGGGAGCGCCAGGAUGAGGAGAGUCUACCGAAAGAAGAGGGUACAGCCCAGCGCCGCCGUCGCCGCAAGAGGAAAGGAAAAGGGCAGGGACCCUUGGUUCAGCCCGGCCGCCGAGAGGCUCGGAGCCGCGAAAGUGAACCAUCGGGAGGGGACCGAGGCAGCUCUUGCCGGGACAGCGAAGCUCAAGAGUCCCAGGAGACGAGCAGCCAGGGCAAGGGGGCCUUGCAGCUGCGGACUAAGUCAGAGCCAACGGAAACGGGCCCGGAAGGGAACAAAAUAUGGCCAGAGUCAGCGCUGCAUCCAGGCGAAUGCCAGACCAGCAGCAGUCAGGGCAGUGACGAACCCUCAGCUCAGCUUCUGCAUGAGGAAGUGUCGUCGGGGACAGGGCCCCAGGGAGCGAGUGAGGAUUCUGGGACAAAUACGGACUUGAGUCCGGAGGGGACCGGGCCUGGACCGCGCCCACCGGCACCCCUGGGGACAGCAAGAUGGGUCCCUGAUGCCCAAGAGAUCGACCUGGGUGGAAAAGCCCCGGCAUGCAGCUCCCUCGAGCGCAGUUGUGCGCACGUCCCUGGGAGCUCGUGGGAUUCUCGAGACCCCAUGUUUUCUCCGGACUCAAGUGAAGGCUGGGCGCAGCAGGAGGCGGAGCUGCAGGACGCCCAGCCUGAAACAGUCGAGGCCUCUGCGGCCCGGGCUCAGCGCCUCCAGACUGGAAAGGUGGUGGGGAAGUUGCAGGGGGCAGAGGACCAGAGCGAAGCGGCGUCGGAAAAGGGAGCAGGUCCAGAGGACCCAGCGCCACUGGCCACCCUCACGGUGCUCCGUAAGCUCCGCGCGAGGCCCACUCCAGGCCCCUCUCCCCAGGCCUCAGGGUCGGGUGGCGCGGGCCUCAAGGAGCGCCUUCUGCGUGUGGUUCGGGCCCUGAGCCUGCUGCAGUGGUUGCUGCGGCGGCUACGGCAGCCUCGGGCCCGGGAGCCUGGGGCGGAGCCUCGGGAGGGCGAGGGGCGGGGCCGCGGGCCUGGACGGAGGCGCCGUCUAGCGUUGCGCCUGGCGGGCUUAGCGGGGUUGAGAGCAUCGCCGAGGCCUCCACCUGGCGGUGGCAGGAGCCCUCCACACGGCCGGGAUAGCCCGGCCCCGGAGGACCCUUCCGACGAUGAGGACCCCACUCCGGAUCCCAAGUUCGCAGUCGUGUUCCCCAGGAUGCACACGGAGGGGAGGGCUUCGAGCAGCGGGAGCUCAGGGGAAGUGUCCGCGGACGCCCACACCGGGGAGGCUGCCGGGGAGAGUGAGAGGCACGUGGCGAGUGGAGAAGGAGCGGACGGGCCCCGCCCCGCCGUCUUGCUCGCGCAGACUCCCCCCGACUCGACUCCACUCGAGGAGAACGGCUCCAGCAGCGAAGCGGAGCCAGAGACCUUGGAAGCCGAGACCCCGGUGCACUGGGCGCGGGACUCAGGCCCCUACCAGGACCCUGGGUUGGGCACCAACGUGCUGCUGCCCCGACUCACCUUGGAGACCCGCCUGGAGCGCGACAGGAGCUCCUGCUGGUCCCUGAGGGAGCAGUGGGAGCCGGAGGAUGAGGCCGAGGCAGCGCUGGAGAGGGACCUGGAGAUGAGCCUUGGGCCUGACCUGAAGGCAUCCUUCCUGGGUACUGAGGGUAGGGGCCUCAGAGACGGCCUGGAAGACACUGAGGACCUGGCCCGGCUGGGGUUGGUGUGCGACAGCUCUGUGCUGCUGUGCCUCAAGAAGAGGUUUCACCUGGGCCGCAUCUAUACAUUUGGGGGGCCCCUCCUGGUGGCUCUGAAUCCCCACCAGCCCCUGCCUCUCUUCUCAUCUGAGAUCUUAACCAGCUACCACCCUGGGAAGGCCCCCAAUACCACCCCACACGUAUUUGCCAUCGUGGCAGCAGCCUAUAGCCUAUUUAAGAGCACUGGGCAGGACCCCUGCAUCCUCCUCAGUGGGCGCAGUGGCUCAGGGAAAACAGAAGCUGCCAAGAAGAUUGUGCGGUUCCUGCGCAGCCUGGAGCAGCAGCAGACAAGGGACAGAGGGUGCCAGCUGGAUGAUGUGCUGCCUGUGCUCAGCAGCUUUGGCCAUGCCAAGACUCUCCUCAAUGCCAACGCCAGCCGCUUUGGCCAGGCCUUAUGCUUCUGCCUGCAGCGUGGUGUCAUUGUGGGAGCCUCUGUGUCACAUUAUCUGCUUGAGACCUCCAGAGUGGUAUUCCAGGUAAGGGUGCCCUCCUGUCUACCCCUUCCCAAUUCCCAAAGUGAGGGGGCCGUGCCUCCAGGCAUCGUUCCACCUACGCCCGUCUUCCCAAAGGCCCAGGCUGAGCGGAGCUUCCAUGUUUUUUACGAGCUGCUGGCGGGGUUGGAUCUCAUGGAGCAGGAGCAGCUCUCCCUGCAAGGACCAGAAACCUACUACUACCUCAACCAGGGCCAGGCCUGCAGCCUCCAGGGCAAGGAUGAUGCCCUGGACUUCAGAGGGCUAGAGAAGGCCCUGCAGGUGCUCGGCUUGGGCCCCGAGGAAUUGACUGCAAUCUGGGCCGUGCUGGCCACUGUCCUGCACCUGGGAAACAUCUGCUUUUCUUCUUCAGAGUGGGAGUCCCAGGAGGUAGCUUCUGUGUCCAGCUGGGCUGAGAUCCACACAGCAGCCCGGUUACUCCGGGUGCCACCAGAGCGCCUGGAAGGGGCUGUCACCAGGAGAGUCACGGAAACGUCCUAUGGCCAGGUCUCCAGAUCCUUGCCCGUGGAAAGUGCCAUCGAUGCCAGGGAUGCCCUGGCCAAGGCCCUGUACUCACAGCUCUUCAGCUGGCUUUUGAGGAGGAUCAACUGGCAGCUGGCACCACCUGAGGAGGAAGGCAGCAUGGGCACCAUCACUGUUGUGGACGCCUAUGGCUUUGAGGCGCUGCGGGUGAACAGCCUGGAGCAGCUGUGCAACAACCUCGCCAGCGAGCACCUGCAGCUCUUCUGCAGCCGAGUGCUGCUGGCCCAGGAGGAGGAGGAGUGUCGGCGGGAGCUGCUGCCCUGGGUGCCCCUCCUUCAGCCUUUGAGGGAGUCCUGCCUGGACCUCCUAGUAGACCAUCCCCACAGCCUCCUGAGGAUCCUGGAUGCCCAGACCUGGCUGUCCCAGGCCACAGACCACACCUUCCUCCAGAAGUGCCACUAUCACCAUGGUGAUCACCCAAGCUACGCCAAGCCUCAGCUGCCCCUGCCCAUCUUCACAGUGCGGCACUACGCUGGGACAGUCACCUACCAGGUCCACAAGUUCUUGAACAGAAACUGGGACCACCUGGACGCUGCCGUGGUGGGAAUGCUUGCUCAGAGCCAGCUCCAGCUGGUACGCAGCCUGUUCCAGGAAGCAGAGCCCUGGGCUGGAGGAGGGCCAGGCCAAUCCACGCUGACCUCUCGCUUCCAGAAGUCCCUAGGAGACCUCCUAGCCCGGCUGGGCAGGAGCCACAUCUAUUUCAUCCAGUGCCUUGACCCCAACCCUGGAAAGAUCCCAGGCCUCUUUGAUGUGGGACAUGUGGCAGAGCAGCUGCACCAGGCGGGCAUCCUGGAGGCCAUAGGCACCCGCAGUGCCCACUUCCCUGUGCGCAUGCCCUUCCAGGCAUUCCUGGCCAGGUUCCAGGCCCUGGGGAAGGAAGGACAGGAGGACUCCGAUCGGGACAGGUGUGGUGCCAUCCUCUGUCAGGUGCUGGGGGCUGAGUCACCAUUCUAUCACCUCGGGGCCACUAAGGUCCUGCUGCAGGAGAGGGGCUGGCAGCAGCUGGAGAGGCUGUGGGCGCAGAGGCGCACCCAGGCUCCUCUGUUCACCCUGCACCGGGGCCUCCGUGCCCGAGUCUCCCGCCAGCGCCUCCGCCUCCUGCCCCGGAUACAGGCUCGUGUGCUCGGGGUCCAGGCCAGAAAGCGGUACCUCCGGCGUCGAGUGGCUCUGGGACAGCUGAACACCAUCCUCCUUGUGGUCCAGCCCCUGUGCCAGAGACGGCAGAGGCUGCAGGGCAAUCUGGGACCUGGGAGUCUACUGUCUUCUUUCUUGCCUGGAGUCUCUUCCAUUCCCUCUGUCCCUCCCGUGGGCCCCUUGUUCUCCCCCUCUUGUCAGUGCCCACAUAGUGCCUCCCUCCCUGGCGCCUCCCUGGCUGAACUUUGUCCUCUGGGACCAUUUCUUCCCGUCUUCCUGUCCUCUUCCCUGAGUCCUGGCAGACGGGCAGUGACGUGCACAGUGAGGAGGCAGCUUGGCCAGCCGCGUGGCCAGUGUGGUCGGCACAGUGGUGGGGCCUUGGAGAAAGCGUCAAGCAUGGAGCUGGGGCGUUUGGAGAUCCCAGCUGAGCUGGCCUCCAUGCUGAAGAGAGCAGAAGGUCACCAGGAUGCCCUGGCUGGAAGCAUCACCGAGUCCAUGCCUCCUGAGGUUCCUGCCCGGCCCAGACUGACCCUCCCCCGGGACAUUGACCAAUUCCCCUUCUCCAGUUUCAUCGCUAGCAGCUUCCAGGAGCCAUCCCUGCCCAGUCCAGGGCAGCUGCUGGCCAAGCCCCUGACCCAGCUGGAUGGUGAGAACCCCCAACUUGCUCUGGACAUCAACAAGGUGAUGCUGCGGUUCCUGGGAGACGGGUCCCUGCAGUCCUGGCAGGAGCAGACCGUGGGUACCUACCUGGUGAGGCAGGGGCAGCGCCGGCCAGGGCUGCGGAAUGAGCUCUUCAGCCAGCUCGUGUCCCAGCUCUGGCAGAACCCUGACGAGCAACCGAGCCAGCGCGGCUGGGCCCUCAUGGCUGUCCUGCUCAGCGCCUUCCCCCCAAUGCCCGCCCUGCAGAAGCCACUGCUCAAAUUCGUUUCGGACCAGGCCCCCCAGGGCAUGGCGGCAGUAUGCCAACACAAGCUGCUGGGAGCCCUGGAGCAGACACCGCUGGCCCCUGGGGCUGCACGGGCCCACGCGCCCACCCAGCUCGAGUGGAAGGCAGGAUGGCGGAGGGGCCGCAUGGCGCUGGAUGUCUUCACCUUCAAUGAGGAGUGCUAUUCGGCCGAGGUGGAGUCCUGGACCACAGGGGAGCAAUUUGCCGGGUGGAUCCUACAGAGCAGAGGCCUGGAUGUGCCCCCUCGAGGCUGGUCUGUGUCACUACACUCUGGGGAUGCUUGGCAGGACUUGGCUGGCUGUGACUUUGUGCUGGACCUGAUUGGCCAGAUGGAGGACCCUGGGGACCCAGCAGGUCCCCGCAGCUACCCCAUCACCCCCACUGGCUUAGCCGAGAACAUUCCCCCUGCCCCUGGUGUCCAGGCCCCCUCACUGCCUCCAGGCCCGCCUCCAGGCCCACCUCCAGGUCCAGCCCCAGCACUGCCCAGCAGAGGCCACACAGGGGAGGCCCGGACAUCGGGGAGCCUGGAUGGCUUCCUGGACCACAUCUUUGAGCCUGUCCUUGCCCCAGGCCUCAGUGAUCUGGAACAAGGCUGGGCUCUGAACAGCCGCAUGAAGGGAGGGGGUGCCAUCGGGCCCAUGCAGCAGGGCUACCCCAUGGUGUACACAGGGAUGAUGCAAAUGCCUGGAUACCAGCCAGCUAUGAUGCCUCCACCAAUGCCCAUGAUGCCGGCGGUGGGCACAGUCCCCACCAUGCCAGCCAUGAUAGUGCCAUCGCAGCCACAGCCGCAGCCACAGCCCCUGCUUCCCAGCCUGGACACAAGGCAGCUGGCAAUCCAGCAGCAGAACUUCAUCAACCAGCAGGCGCUGAUCCUGGCCCAACAGAUGACCACCCAGGCCAUGAGCCUGUCCCUGGAGCAGCAGAACCAGCAGCGCCAACGCCAAGCCCAGGCCUCUGGGGCUGCCUCCCAGGCCCCGCCCUCAGCUGUCACUCCCAAGCCCAAGAAGCCCCCUGUUCCCCUAGAGAAGCCAGAGCAUGACCUGGAAGCAGGAGGGGCCUGCUUGAGGGAGACCUCAGAGGAGGCUGAAGACAGGCCCCAGCGCCCUAAGAGCUUCCAGCAGAAACGGGACUAUUUCCAGAAGAUGGGACAGCAGCAGAUCAAGGUGAAAAUGGUGAAGCCUCCAGCCAAGGUCCAGAUCCCCCAGGGGGAGGAGACGGAGGAAAAAGAAGAGGAAACAGGAACAGUGCUGUCCCCUUCUUCCCCUCCUCCUCCUGUCUCAGUGAAGAAGCCACUGAAACAAGGUGUAGCCAAAGCCGCAAAAGAGGCUGAGGCUGAGCCAGCUGAGGCAGCACAGCCAGCCCAGGGUGAAGGGCCCAUGGUGCGCAGCUUGGGCCCCACCCCGCAGCGGCCAGAACCCAGCAAGGAAAUUCGCAACAUCAUCCGCAUGUACCAGAGCCGCCCCAGCCCUGUGCCCGUGCCCGUGCAGCCAACCAGGCCCCUCAAAACUUUCCUGAAGAAAAAUGACCCUAAAGACGAGGCUCUGGCCAAGCUGGGGAUCAAUGGUGCCCACUCGCCCCCCUCAACUCUGUCCCCCAGCCUGGGGAAGGGCCCACCACCAGCUGUGGCUCCCCGACCCAAGGCCCAGCCACGGCUUGGGCCCUCCAACUCCAUCAAGGAAAAGCAGGGGCCCCUUCGGGAUCUGUUUGGCCUAAACCCUCCCACUGCCCAGGAACCCCUACUGCCACCAGCACCCCCACUGCCUUCAUCCGAGGAGCCCAGGACCCCUUUGGCAGAGCCUCGCGUCUUGUCAGAGCCCAUGGGGGACCGGGGCAUCUCCACCCAGCUCCUUGUGCCCUCUGGCAGUGUGUGCUUCUCCUAUGCCAGCGCCCCCUGGAAGUUGUUCCUACGCAAGGAGGUGUUCUACCCUCGGGAGAACUUCAGCCAUCCCUACUGCCUCCGGCUUCUCUGUGAGCAGAUCCUGAGGGACACCUUUGCUGAGUCCUGCAUCCGGAUCUCCCAGGACGAGCGGCACAAGAUGAAAGACCUGCUGGGAGACUUGGAGGUGGGCCUGGACUCCCUCGCCACUGUCGAAGACAGCGUCAAGAAGCGCAUUGUGGUGGCCGCACGGGACAACUGGGCCAAUUACUUUUCCCGCAUCUUCCCUGUCUCGGGCGAGAGUGGCAGCGACGUGCAGCUACUAGGUGUUUCUCACCGAGGGCUGAAACUGCUCAAGGUGACCCAAGGCCCCAGCUUUCACCUGGACCAGCUGAAGACACUCUGCUCAUACAGCUUUGCUGAGGUGCUGGGUGUGGAGUGCCAGGGCAGCUCCACCCUAGAACUGUCGCUGAAGAGCGAGCAGCUUGUGCUGCACACAGCCCGGGCCAGGGCCAUCAAGGCCUUAGUCGAUCAGUUCCUGGGUGAACUCAGGAAGGACUCCGGCUAUGUCAUCGCCCUGCGAAGUUACAUCACUGAUGAUCACAGCCUCCUAAGCUUCCACCGUGGGGACCUCAUCAAACUAUUGCCAGUGGCGGACCUAGAGCCAGGCUGGCAGUUUGGCUCUGCCGGGGGCCGAUCUGGACUCUUUCCUGCUGACAUGGUGCAGCCGGCUGCCGCUCCCUACCUUCCCUCCCCUGAGCAGAGGAACGGCUGGCGGCGCAAAAGUCAGCCUCAGCUGGGAGAGCCAGAUCCCACUCAAUGGGACAGGGCCUCGGAGCGCCCUGCUCACCCCUGGAGACAGGCACACAGUGAUGAUUCAGAGGCCACCAGCCUGCCCUCCUCCAUGGCCCAUGCCUCUCUGUCCAAUGACUCCCGCAACUACACCAUGCAAGAAUUUGCCCUGCACUACUUCCGGAAGCCUUCCACUUUGCUGGACCAGAGAGGUGGCAGUGCCCAGGGGAAAGUCAUAACCAGCCUGGUGCAGUACACCAAGUCUCCCAUCCAGGAAUCUCUCAUCAGACUUAGUGAUGAGGACAUGAGCAAGCAGGCUGUGGCGGGCUUCCAGGCUCUGAUGCAAUUUAUGGGGGACAAGUCUAAGCCACGGGGCAAGGAGGAGAUGGACCUGCUCUAUGACCUGCUGAAGCUGUGCAGUAAGGAGGACCUCAGGGAUGAGAUGUACUGCCAGGUCAUCAAGCAGGUCACAGGACACCCCCAGCCGGAGCACUGUGCUCGGGGCUGGAGCUUCCUCAGUCUCCUCUCGGGCUUCUUCCCCCCAUCCACCACGCUCAUGCCCUAUGUGACAAAGUUCCUGCAGGACUCAGGCCCCAGCCAAGAGCUUGCCCGGACCAGCCAGGAGCACCUCCAGCGAACAGUCAAGUAUGGGGGGCGUCAACAGCUGCCCCCCAUGGCUGAAAUGAAGGCUUUCUUGAAAGGGCAUGCAGUCCGCCUUGUUGUGGUCCACCUGCCUGGCGGUGUGAAUUACAGGACAAAUGGCCACAUGUUCACGGUGGCAGGAGAAGUGCUGGAGGAGCUGUGUGGGCAGAUGGGCAUCAGGGACCCCCAGGAGGUGGAAGAAUUUGCCCUCUUUCUCAUCAAAGGGGAAGGUGAGCUGGUUCGUCCCCUGUGGCCCCACGAGUACCUCAACAGAGUGAUGGUGCACCAGGAUGUGAGCCUGCACAGCCGGCGGCUGGGCUGGGAGACCCCACUGCAUUUCAAUCAUCCCACCUACAUCAGCACCCACUAUGGCCAGGUGCUGCGGGACUACCUACAGGGGAAGCUGAUGGCCAGCGCCCAGGCAGAACACCAACUUGCCCGGCUGGCUGCCCUUCAGCACCUUGGGAGGGCCAGCAAGAGCCCCCCCUCAGGGCAGGACCUACUGGCUUAUAUACCAAAGCCUCUACAAUGGCAGGUGAAUAUGGCAACUAUAGAGAGUUUGAUGGGUCAGGAGCUCAGGCAGCUACAAGGACACAGCCCCCAGGAAGCACAGAUCAGCUUCAUUGAGGCCACCAGUCAGCUGCCCCUCUUUGGCUACACUGUGUACAUAGUGCUUCGAGUGAGCAAGCUAGUCCUCCCAGGACCUGCCCUCCUGGGGCUCAACCGCAGGCACCUCAUCCUCAUGGACCCCAGCUCCCAGAAACUGUGCUGCUCCAUAGCCCUGAAGGACCUGCAGCGGCUCCGCCUGCUGAGUCCCCUGGAGGAGGAAGGGCCCCCUGGUCUGGAACUCAACUAUGGCUUGGCCGACAGCCCUCAGACCAUCUGGUUGGAGCUGCCACAGGCCCAGGAGCUACAGAACACCAUCAUCUUCCUGUUGGAUGACAGUAUAUAUUCCACUUAGUGGCCUGGCCUCAACUGAGGGCCUGGGGUUGGACAGAAGAGGCAGCAGCCUCUGCCUGGCCCAGGUCUCUUCCAGAUGGUCCGCCUUACAGGUCAUUCUGGUUUGGACUUCAUUACUUGACUCUGCUCUGGAACCCACCACAGAAUAGCCUGGUUGGCCCAGGUGAAGGCUGAGGCAGGGGACGCCACAGUGACUUCAACUGGGAAUAAAAAUAGCCACACUCCCUCCAGGGUGGGCUUGGGGAAGGGAAGAGCUGUAGGAACUCAGUCCAGGCAUCUGAUGUUGCCCAGCCUGGAGGAGAGGCCCAUGUUGCCACCCAGGCUCAAUGUCAGCAUGAACCUAGGCCUGGAAGAAGCAGCUGCUGAGGAAAUAAAACUCCUGAGGAAAGA
This is a messenger RNA of Marmota monax (woodchuck), 9842 nucleotides long. RefSeq names its product myosin XVB (gene Myo15b). Gene Ontology annotation, cellular component: cytoskeleton; myosin complex. Gene Ontology annotation, molecular function: protein binding; ATP binding; cytoskeletal motor activity. The record is from RefSeq and is a predicted model, not a curated record. NCBI's taxonomy places the organism in Eukaryota, Metazoa, Chordata, Mammalia, Rodentia, Sciuridae. The coding region runs from base 16 to 9453 and encodes 3145 amino acids. The transcript has 65 exons.